Anoplopoma fimbria (sablefish) is the source of this 861-nucleotide messenger RNA. RefSeq names its product distal-less homeobox 5a (gene dlx5a). NCBI's taxonomy places the organism in Eukaryota, Metazoa, Chordata, Actinopteri, Perciformes, Anoplopomatidae. Gene Ontology annotation, molecular function: RNA polymerase II cis-regulatory region sequence-specific DNA binding; DNA-binding transcription factor activity, RNA polymerase II-specific. The record is from RefSeq and is a predicted model, not a curated record. Gene Ontology annotation, biological process: embryo development; regulation of transcription by RNA polymerase II; anatomical structure formation involved in morphogenesis. The transcript is spliced from 3 exons. The coding region runs from base 1 to 861 and encodes 286 amino acids.
AUGACUGGAGUAUUCGAUCGGAGGAUCCAGAGUGUGAAAACUGCAGACUUCCAGAGCUCAUUUCAACUCUCCACCAUGCACCAUCCUUCUCAGGAAUCUCCCACUUUACCGGAGUCCACGGCCACGGAUUCUGGCUACUACAGUCCGGCCGGUGGAGUCCCUCACGGCUACUGCUCUCCCAGCUCCGCCUCGUACGGGAAGCCUCUGAACGCCUACCAGUCCUACCAGUACCCGGGUGUCAAUGGGUCUGCUGGGAAUUACUCGACCAAAUCCUACACCGACUACAGCUCGUACACGACCCCGGCUUACCACCAGUAUGCCGGGACUUACAGCAGGGUGCAAGCCCAGCCCAGUCCACAGGAAAAAGAGAUAAGCGAGCCUGAGGUGAGGAUGGUGAACGGCAAGCCGAAGAAAGUGAGGAAACCCCGGACCAUCUACUCCAGCUUCCAGCUCGCAGCCCUGCAGAGACGGUUUCAGAACACACAGUACCUGGCUCUGCCGGAGAGAGCCGAGCUGGCUGCCUCGCUGGGACUGACGCAAACACAGGUAAAAAUCUGGUUCCAGAACAGGAGAUCAAAGCUGAAGAAGAUCAUGAAAAACGGCGAGCUUCCCCCGGAGCACAGCCCCAGCUCCAGCGACCCCAUGGUGUGCAACUCUCCACAGUCUCCGGCCGUCUGGGACACACAGGGCCCCUCCAGGCCUCACAGCCUUCAGCCACAGAGCAUCAACACGACGGCCUCUAACUUUUUGGAAAACUCUGGGUCAUGGUACACCUCAGCCGCCAGCUCCAUGACGGCCCACCUGCAGACCCCUAACUCGAUACAGCACUCGUUGGCUCUUGGAGCAGGGACGUUAUAUUGA